AUGAAAUGGGCAAAGAUCUGCAGUGGAGCAUUGAUAUCAAUUAUGAUCGGUAUAUUCACCGUCGUUACCACACUUCAACAUGGUGCUCUAGCAAAACUGCAGUAUGAACAAAAACAACAGUUCUCGGAAAGACAAUAUGAGCAAAGUCGCGAACAAUCUGUCGAUUCACAACGAGAAACUAUGUUUACAUCUUACAUUGAAGACAUAUCGAAAAUGUUACAUACAACAAGUAUCACAAUAGAAGACUUGCGAUAG
Didymodactylos carnosus is the source of this 255-nucleotide messenger RNA. Lineage: Eukaryota; Metazoa; Rotifera; Eurotatoria; Philodinida; Philodinidae. The record is from the annotation of a GenBank genome assembly.